AUGUCAUCCUCUGCGUCGCUGUCAUUCACAUCUGGCGGCGCGCCCAUCGAAGGCGCUCGUGGUGGGGAGCCUGCAGCUUCCCCCUCCUCGUCACCUACAUCCUCCUCUAGUACUUCGAGCUACUCCCAGUGGUGGCAACGUCUCUACUCUGCCCACACCUUCACAGAGGGGCUACGUGUUGUGUUUGAAGUGGUACCGCUUUGGGUACCCGUCGCCGGUGUGGUCACGACUGCUGGCACGUACUACAUCACCUUUCGCGUGCGCCUUUUUCUCGCGCAGUGGCGCAUCGCUGAGCGUCGCCGCGCCGAGCGCAAGUACGAUCUGCUGGAUAAUCUGCGUGGUAUGACUACAGUGCCGGUUGGCGCGGUCCACGCACUUGACGACGACGAUGACGACGAUGAUGACGACGACGAGGAAGAGGACGAGACGGCGGUGUCGCGGCGCGACGUGGAUGAGUUCCGCAGCAGCCUUGGUAUUCGUCUACCCCGCGAUGAGGAUUUGAUGGCUAUCGUCGAGCGCAUGCUCAUGUCCGACACACUGCCUGAUGGGUGGGUGCUCUACCGCACGAGUGCCGGCAUCGUUCGCUUCAUGAACUUGAACACACAGGAGCUCUUCUUCUUCCCUCCUAACAAGCGCAAGGAGAGGGCGCUCAUUGAGUCCGAACUAAAGAAACGCAACCGUGAGGCCAUGGAGAGCCGAUACAACUUCUCGUACGAGGAUGAGGGCAUGAACUCGAGCUCCCUUUCCCCUUCUCGCGCCGACCCGCAGAAUUUUGUGCCGUCGCACCGCUCCUCUCACGAGGACAGCGGACACACGGGGGGCAACGCCUCUCCUAUCGAUUUCGACGACGGCGCCGGAGUCGAGGACCCGAAUGAUGGCCUCAGUAGCACCUUCCGCCGCAUGUUCAGCUACUUCCUGGAGCGUGAACAGAAGAGGAUCGAGCAGGGUGUCGCCCUGGCGCGGUCGUCGCGCGAAGGGUCGGCACUCAGCGGCUUUUCAGCAGGUUCCUCUGGCAAUGCCGUGGGUGGCAGUGGCAGUGGUCAAGGAAGUGGCAGCGGCGCUGGGGGUGCCUCGGGGACCGCAGGUGCCGGCCACGACGGGGCCAUUGCACACCGCUCGACCGCCUCUAUGACGUAUCGCGUGGUAUCCUCUAGCUCCAUCCACGGCGGGCGUGGUGGAAACAAUUAG
Molecule: messenger RNA, 1188 nt
Organism: Leishmania braziliensis MHOM/BR/75/M2904
Lineage: Eukaryota; Euglenozoa; Kinetoplastea; Trypanosomatida; Trypanosomatidae
Exons: 1
Coding region: 1-1188 (395 amino acids)
Molecular function (GO): protein binding
Source: RefSeq, a predicted model, not a curated record